Cryptococcus wingfieldii CBS 7118 is the source of this 258-nucleotide messenger RNA. RefSeq lists its product as hypothetical. Lineage: Eukaryota; Fungi; Basidiomycota; Tremellomycetes; Tremellales; Cryptococcaceae. Bases 1 to 258 code for a protein of 85 amino acids. The record is from RefSeq and is a predicted model, not a curated record. The transcript has 3 exons.
AUGUCUUCCCUUGAUUCGACGACCUCUUCUUGCCCCAGCGAUGUCAAGCUCGAGCUUUCUUCGUGUGACAGGUAUCUAGAAGACAUCAUCGCCGGCAUCCCCGAAUCCGAACGCUGCUCCUGCGGCAAGAAAUACAAGAAAGAAGCCAUCCUCUCCGACCACGACCGCCGCCUGUCCGAGCGAUCCGCCGCCUCCGCCUCCACGUCGGAAGAGCAAGAGGUCGAGGGGGAGGUGAUGAUCCAUAAACGCCAGCCAUGA